This is a messenger RNA of Anopheles bellator, 667 nucleotides long. Its product is annotated as homeotic protein deformed-like. The transcript has 2 exons. The coding region runs from base 137 to 604 and encodes 155 amino acids. The record is from RefSeq and is a predicted model, not a curated record. Lineage: Eukaryota; Metazoa; Arthropoda; Insecta; Diptera; Culicidae.
GAGGCCGACCGGGCUGGCCGACCUGAACGCUUUAUAAGUACACCUGUCAUGAGCAUGAGUCCGGACAGUAAAGAACAAGUGGUCGCUGCAGAAGAACACUCGUCAAGCAGUUCAUCAAACUUAUCGUUGAUCCAUCAUGAAGACUGUUGCCGCUAUUGUUGCCGUCGUGGCUGUGGCUGCCCUGGCCGAGGCAGGAUACGUCGCCCCGUACGCAGGCCUUGCUGCCGCCCAUCACUCCGGGGCGUACUACGACGAUCACCACUAUGCUGGAGCGCUCGGUUAUGCCGCGUCGUACGCUGCUCCGUAUGCCGCCUAUCACCACAACCCUUCCGGCACCUACAGCUACUGGGGAAGCCAUGGUCCGACGGUGGUUCAGGAAAACGCGGCUUCCUUGGCCCACCCCCUGGCCCAUGGAGAGCACCUGUACUCGCCCUAUGCAGCGCCGUACGGGCUCUAUGGAGCGGCGAAGGCCACCGUAGUGCAGGCUAACGUUGCCGCUAAUCCCUGGGGCUAUCCGUCGGCCUACGGUGCGUACGGGCACGGAUAUGGAUACGGAUACGAUAAGUACCUGACCGCAGUCCCGGCUACCAAGUAUCUGUUGUAAGCUACCGAAAAGUGUUCUGGAAAAUGAUAAUAAAAAUCGGUAACGUUCCGUUGUGCAGUUUGG